AUGAUUGGCUUUGGUUGUAUAUUUUUCCUUGUGUUUGUCGUUCUUUCAAACACACAAUAUGUCCAAAAAUCUAAUGACGCAAUCGGAUUUCCAGAGAUAGAAGAAAAUCCACAGAUGGUGAAUAAACAAAAUCGGCAACCUGUAUACAUACCAUCAAUUUGCCCGGAAAAUGAACUCUUAUACCCUGGAGACCAGGCGGAUGACUGGAUCUGUGAUUGCCGACCAGGUCACUUAUAUCAUCCAACUACGGAUAAGUGUUGGCCGGCCUAUAGGGAAGGUCCGUGUGAAAGUGGUCAAUACAUAGUUCUGCCUGAUAAUUCAUCAAUACCAGUAUGCGUGAAAAACUCAUGUCUGGUCGAUGGUUUUGUUGUAUGGAACGGUAAAUGCGAAGUAUUAGGGAAUAGUUGCGGUGAGAAGUUUCCGAUAUCACUGCUUUCGAUAGACGCGGUCACUCUUAAAGUGGCUUGCGUUAAGGUAGAUGAACUGGAGUCUAGAUUUUCAUUGAACGUUCCAAGUAGCUGUCUUGCGGGAAGCAAAAGAAACAUUAAAAAUAAGUGUUGA
This is a messenger RNA of Danaus chrysippus (African queen), 561 nucleotides long. NCBI's taxonomy places the organism in Eukaryota, Metazoa, Arthropoda, Insecta, Lepidoptera, Nymphalidae. The record is from the annotation of a GenBank genome assembly.